Syngnathus acus (greater pipefish) is the source of this 2729-nucleotide messenger RNA. It is a transcript of the gene pros1, whose product is annotated as protein S. Gene Ontology annotation, cellular component: extracellular region. The transcript has 14 exons. Gene Ontology annotation, molecular function: calcium ion binding. The record is from RefSeq and is a predicted model, not a curated record. Bases 154 to 2175 code for a protein of 673 amino acids. NCBI's taxonomy places the organism in Eukaryota, Metazoa, Chordata, Actinopteri, Syngnathiformes, Syngnathidae.
UCCACCCACAAUGAGCGCGCACACACGCACUUUGCAGCCUGCCCUCUCUGCCCCCCUCCGCAGCAGUCGCAUAGCGUUUUCGGGAAGAAUAAAGUUUGAAGUCCGUCUUUUACCGGAGCCAAGCGGGGCCUAGAGGGACGAAACGACUCGACUAUGUGGAGACAGAAUCUUGUCUCGGCAUGUCUGGUUUUUCUGCUGACGUUCGCCGAUGCUUCGCGAUUUCUGAGCCAGAGCACAGCGUCGCACUUCCUGAACCGGCGCAGGAGGGCCAACUCGCUUUUUGAGGAGCACAAGAAGGGCAACCUGGAGAGGGAGUGCGUUGAGGAGCUGUGUAACAGGGAGGAGGCCAGGGAGAUCUUUGAGAACAACCCUGAGACGGACUUCUUUUAUCCAAGGUAUGUCGAGUGUCUGGGUUACCACCGCGUUGGCAUCAGCAACCACGAUUCCGGUUCGGCCAUCCCGUCGGAUCUUCGGACUUGUGUGAAAGAAAUCAGCAAUCAGUGCACGCCGUUUCCGUGCUCCAGGCACGGCACCGAGCGCUGCGUUGACGGUCAAGGCACUUAUACGUGCGUGUGCAAGUCUGGCUGGGAUGGAAAAUGCUGUGAUAAUGACAUCGAUGAAUGUUCAGAUCCCAAAUUUCCAGCGGGAUGUAACCAAAAAUGCGACAAUGUUCCCGGAAGCUUCCACUGCACGUGUAAAGAUGGCUACUAUCUCCGGGACAACAUCAACUGUGUGGAUAUCAACGAGUGCUUAAUGUACCCCAGUAUUUGUCAAGAACCCGCUCAAUGCGUCAAUACGGCGGGAAUGUUUGAAUGUCAGUGUCCAACCGGCUUCAAUUACAAUUUCACUUCCAAAAGCUGCGACGAUGUGGACGAGUGCGAGGGCAACGUGUGCGACGGGACUUGCGUCAACAACGUGGGCAGCUACUCGUGUCGCUGCGACGGCCGCCGGGGCCUCCGCUUGGCCGACGACAAGCGAACUUGUGAAAAGAUCCCGGUCUGCGUGGACUUGUACGACUCCAAGUACGCUGAGAUGUUGUACCUGGGGGAGCAGUUUGCGGGGCUCCCCGUCAUCUAUCUUCUCUUCCGUCUGCCGGAGACGACAAAGUUUGCAGCCGAGUUUGACUUCCGCACGUUUGACCCCGAGGGAGUUAUUCUCUAUGCGGAGUCCUCCCAGGACGCCUGGUUCAUGCUGGGGCUACGAGGCGGCCGCAUCGAGGUCCAGUUUAAAAAUCAGCACACCAUGAAGGUCACCAGCGGAGGGAAAGCCAUCAACGAUGGACAGUGGCACGUGAUCUCGGUGGAUGAACUUGAGAAGAGCAUCAGCGUGAAGAUCAGCAAGGAAGCUGUCAUGAGCAUCAACAGUCCAGAGAGUCUCUUUACCGGGGUCAACGGCAAACUGGAGACCAAAUUUUACAUCGCCAGUGUCCGCAACCGCACCAACAGUCUCAUUAAACCUAUCAACCCUCGACUGGAUGGCUGCAUCCGGGGCUGGAACAUGAUGAACCAGGGCGCCUCCGGGGUCAAGGACGCCAUCAAGGAGAAGAAAAGCAAACACUGCUACGCACAUGUGGAACGAGGAUCUUUUUUCACCGGGGAAGGAUUGGCGCAUUUCCACCUUGACUACAGUGACUCUGGAAGCUGGAAAGUGGAUUUAAGAAUGAGUAUACGUCCUUCGAGCAGCACAGGUGUCCUCUUUGCUCUGGUUUCCGACAACAGGGUCCCGUUGUCGCUCGCCGUGCUAACGCAGGGCGACUUUGACGCCAGCCUGCAAGUUUUCUUGGAUGGGGUGAUGGUGGCAAAGCUGGACUCGCUGCUAUUGUGUUACCCCGACAGAUUAACGGUGCUGCUGAGCGCUACGCCGACUGACAUUUCCAUCUCAGCCAACUCGUCAAAUGUCAGGGAAAUCGCGCCCGACGUCCUGCAGGAGGCGCUGCAGCGCCUCAACGCCACAAUGCGGAGCCCAGUCAGCACCUACAUUGGCGGGAUACCGGAUGAUGUCCCGUGGGAUGCCACCCCGGUGACUGCCUUUUAUCACGGCUGCAUGGACAUCUCCGUCAACGGCCAGAUGUUGGACUUUGACGAGGCCCUGAGCAAGCACAAUAGUAUCAAGUCCCAUUCUUGUCCUCCCGCUUCAACCCCAGAAACAGACGCCCUUCCGCAGCAAGGAGAGUGACCUUAAUUAACACCACCACCACUUUGCAGUAGUCCUACACCCCUUGUGGGAAAUUCCAAUUUUAGGACACAGAACGGGAGGGAGGAUCGUCUCAAGAAGAGGCGGGGGAUAGCUGUUAGACUUGCUUUUGACACACUUUUUUUUCUGAUUAUACUUGUGAUGUACGACGACGGCUUGUUUGCUGGAAGUUGGAUGACGUAGUUGAAACAUUUUGCUGCAAGCAAGUCAUUCCAAGAAAAGUUGGAGAGCUCUGUAACAUGUGUUGAGCAAGAGGCGGGGCCCCUGAAGACCGGAGCGGGGCUCCCGAGCCACCUGCAACCUGGCUGAAAGUCGCCGCCGGAUCUUGUCUGCGGGGAGAAAUACUCUGACAUAAAAGUCCAACACUUGCUUGAAGAUUUUUCUUACAAUCCAGAUUGUAUUGUCUUGUUUGAGCCCAUUUAACUCGUUCAUCGCCAUUGAUAGCUCUCGACAGAUAAUAUAAGGAUGAACCAAAAUAAAAAUUCUUGACUCAAAAUUGAAGCAAUUAAAUAAAUGACAAUAUCUUAAACACCUUA